AUGGAGAACGUCACUACAGUGAGUGAGUUUCUCUUACUUGGCCUGACCAGUGUUCAGUAUCUGCAGCCUUUCUUCUUUGUGCUUUUCUUAAUCAUUUACUUGAUAAGCUUGGUUGGAAAUGGAGCUAUAUUGGUGAUCAUUAUUUUGGAGCCCAAACUCCACUCCCCCAUGUAUUUUUUCCUGGGAAACCUUUCUUGUCUGGACAUCUGCUAUUCUUCGGUGACACUGCCCAAGCUGCUUCUAACCCUCUUGUCCACUCGCAGGGUCAUAUCUUUCCUAGGCUUCAUCACUCAGCUACACUUCUUCCACUUUCUGGGCUGUUCUGAGGCCAUCUUGCUGGCCAUUAUGGGCUUUGACCGAUUCGUGGCCAUCUGCUACCCACUUCACUAUGCCAUGCUCAUGAACCACCAGGUAUGUGUCCUCUUGGCUGCCGUAGCCUGGCUCACCAGCUUCCUUUAUGCUCUGAUGCAUUCUGUCCUGACUGCACGCCUGAACUUCUGCCACUCUCUGAAACUCCACCACUUCUUCUGCGAUGUGAAGCCUCUCCUGGAACUGGCCUGUGGUGACACGCAGGUCAAUCAAUGGCUUAUUUCCAUCAUCACAGGUGGGAUUUCCAUGGGUGCCUUCUUCCUGACUCUUCUCUCCUACCUCUAUGUCGUUGGUUUCCUUCUGUUUGAGCAUCAGUCCUGCAGCACACUUCACAAGGCUCUGUCCACGUGUGCUUCGCACCUCAUGGUGCUGUGUCUUUUCUAUGGGCCUGUGGGCUUCACAUACAUCCGUCCAGCCUCAGCCACUUCCAUGGUUCAGGAUCGGAUGGUGGCUGUUAUAUACAGCGCAGUCACCCCAGUGCUGAACCCACUGAUAUACACUCUUAGGAAUAAGGAAGUGUGGUUGGCUCUGAAGAAGAUCUUCAGGAGGAAGGGAGACAAGCUUGAUACCACAAAAAUACACAGAGACUUAUGA
Molecule: messenger RNA, 963 nt
Organism: Lynx canadensis (Canada lynx)
Lineage: Eukaryota; Metazoa; Chordata; Mammalia; Carnivora; Felidae
Product: olfactory receptor 12D3
Exons: 2
Coding region: 1-963 (320 amino acids)
Biological process (GO): G protein-coupled receptor signaling pathway
Cellular component (GO): membrane
Molecular function (GO): olfactory receptor activity; G protein-coupled receptor activity
Source: RefSeq, a predicted model, not a curated record